Molecule: messenger RNA, 1045 nt
Organism: Brachypodium distachyon (stiff brome)
Lineage: Eukaryota; Viridiplantae; Streptophyta; Magnoliopsida; Poales; Poaceae
Product: membrane-anchored ubiquitin-fold protein 4
Exons: 3
Coding region: 243-656 (137 amino acids)
Source: RefSeq, a predicted model, not a curated record
AGAAAAAGGAAAGAGAAUUUCCUCCUGCCUUUGCCUUGCAGUUGCAGAGCCUCUCCUGGUCUCUCCUGCUCCUCCUCUCCUACCCUCCUUGCCUCCCACCAAACCCUAAACUAAGCUCCCAAUCCCUCCCAUCUCCAGCCCCAGCCUGCGAGUUCUUGCUCGGAGCAGCCGAGCCGAGCUCAGAACCCCGGGUUUCCAGUUGGAUCCCGGGAGUAUUCGAGUUCUUGGUGGGAGGCCAAGAUAUGGCGGAGGCGGAGGAGCCCAAGGUGGACGGGACGAAAGAGGAGGAGAGGGAGAGGACGGAGGAGGAGGAGGUGGAGGUGAAGUUCAGGCUCUUCGAUGGCUCCGACAUCGGUCCCAUCCGCUGCAACGCCGCCGCUACCACCGUCGCCGCCCUCAAGGACCGGGUCGUCACCGACUGGCCCAAAGAUAAAACAAUUGUUCCAAAGACUGCAAGUGAUGUGAAACUUAUAAGUGGAGGCAAGAUUCUAGAAAAUGACAAGAGCAUUGCACAGUGCAGAGCACCUUUUGGUGAUCUCCCAAGCACUGUUAUCACAAUGCAUGUCGUUGUCCAGCCAUCAUCAACGAAGUCAAAACCAGACAAGAAGUCAAACAAGUUGCCGAAGACCAGUCGCUGCUCUUGUACCAUACUGUGAAGGGUCAAAAUCUACUCAGUUGACAAUAAUUUGUAUGCCCGCCAAGAGAGACGACUGGACAGAAGGAAAAUCCAGCGCCAAAGCCAUGUCCUGUACUAUGUUGUGAGGCGAUAUAUUGUAAUUGUAAGCUAGAUACUACACAAGUCGUUCCCUCUGCCCCUAGGGAAAUAGUUUCUAUGCCGUUCGCUUUGUCAGUUUGUCUGUUUUACCCAACAAAAAAAUGGUGUUUCUAUAUGAUGUACAAGAUACACACAACAUGUAGCAGCUGUUCCGGAGGGAGAAGCUGCUUUUAUUUUAUUACCGUGUCCAGUUGGUUUGAAGGGUUGUUGGGUAACUUCAAAGCUUGACUCAUUCUCACUUGAACUCUGAAUGAUGUUGUGUUUCUUCUA